Messenger RNA from Copidosoma floridanum, 360 nucleotides. RefSeq lists its product as uncharacterized. The record is from RefSeq and is a predicted model, not a curated record. Lineage: Eukaryota; Metazoa; Arthropoda; Insecta; Hymenoptera; Encyrtidae.
CUGGUGUACAUGAAACAUGGAAUUUGGAUAAAAAAUGACGACUGGAUCAUAUUACUAAAAAAUAAGAAGGGUAGUACGUUUUCAAAAGCAAUUCUUCGAUAUUUUUACAGCCCUCAAGACCUUAUUAAAAGGUGUGUAAAGCCUGGUGAGAAUGUAAAAACACCUAAUGGAAAAAAUCCAAGAGUAUGCAUUUCUCCAAAGAAAAUGGACAUAAUGGAAAUGUGUCUGGAAUACUACGUAAAAAAGGAGAAACCUGGUAUAGGUAAGGAGUCUCUUAAACAGAAUGUUACGCGACUGACUCAUUACAUUUCGGAAGAGAUAAACAGCGUGAGAAAAGAAUUUCGCAAUAAACUGCAAUAA